Aspergillus alliaceus is the source of this 810-nucleotide messenger RNA. RefSeq lists its product as uncharacterized. The transcript is spliced from 5 exons. Gene Ontology annotation, cellular component: membrane. NCBI's taxonomy places the organism in Eukaryota, Fungi, Ascomycota, Eurotiomycetes, Eurotiales, Aspergillaceae. Gene Ontology annotation, molecular function: signaling receptor activity. The record is from RefSeq and is a predicted model, not a curated record. The coding region runs from base 1 to 810 and encodes 269 amino acids.
AUGCUUUGUGGGAUUGCCAGAGGCAACCGAUCAAUUGAUGGCACCUUCGAGUCGUGCGUGCUUUACAACAAUGUGCGACUACGUGCCCCAAUAUCGCCUCCCAGAGCAAGGGCGCCUGAAACGAAUCCUCGCACUGGCUAUCGUCCCAUCAACGGGUCAGUCAGGCUGUGCGUCGACAGUUUGCGAUCCAUCCAUAACGAGACCGUCAACGUUUACUCCCACCUGGUGCCAGCCACAAUCGCCCUCUCCAACAAUGGCUUCCUCCACCAGUACUUCCGUGGCCGCUACCCCACUGCGUCCCUGGUGGGCCAGCUGGCAUUAUACGUCUACUUGACUACCUCGGUCCUUUGCCUCGGGACCUUAUCCAUCUAUCACACCCUUCUCUGCCAUUCGGAAGCUUAUUCGGAUCUUUGGGGCUGCCUGGAUUACGUGGCUAUCAUUCUCCAGACCAUUGGGUCGUUCGUUUCGGGAAUCUACGCCAUAGUAGUUAUCCUCGUUAGCCCUCGGUUCCAGAGCAGUCGCUGGAGGAUGCUUCGGCUCUCCAUGUUUGUUGCGACGGACCUCUCAGGAUUGUUACCCAUCAUCCAUGCCGCCUCAAUUUAUCCAUAUGCCCGGUUGAACCAGCAGGCGGGCUUGGGCCACUACCUGGUCGAGGGCCUGACACUCAUUAUCGGGGUGGUCUUUUAUGCGUUCGAUAUCUGGGGAGCAUCACACCAGAUCUUUCACCUUUUCGUUUUGCUCAGCGCUGCGAUCCAUGUCUGGGGAAUUCUCAGAGUGUUUGAUUUGAUCUACAAGAACCCGCGGUGCUAA